UGGGGACGCGGGCGCGGUGCAGGUCAUGUGAUGUCGUGUUCGCACUGGCGCGCCUGCCCUGUACGUCGCGCCCAGCCCCGCAUCACAACACCACACUGCCACCUCCACACACUUUCGCAGAAUGCCUCCCAAAGCAGCCCCAACAGCGCGCCGUAAAGGGCCCUCCUUCAAUCCUCCGCGGCCCAUUAAGCCAGCUAAUUCUGCAUCCACAGCCAGAGGCGCGCCCAAGGCCACCACGACGCGACCUGCACCCGUGAAAUCCUCAGCUAGCCGCUCCGGUUUCCAGCCAGCGACGACCAUCCUGUCAUCCGACGAAGAGCAAGAAGACGAAUUCGACGACUUGCCCUCCGAUAUUGACGCCUUAAUGGAAGAUGCGCUUGAUGACGAACUCCGUCCACAACAGCCCGCCGCGCUGGAUCUGUCUACGCCGCCAAUACCCGCACCUCUCUUGGUGAGACUACUGCAUCACAACUUCCAAGAUGAGGGCACUCAGAUACAGAAGGGUGCCAUGAACUUGUUCGGAAGCUACAUGAGCAUAUUCGUUCGCGAAGCCAUUGCGAGGGCGAAGGAUGAGCGCGAAAGGGCGGCUAGAAAUGGAGGAGGUCCAGGGAGCCGGUUCUUGCAGGUGGAGGAUCUGGAGAAACUUGUGCCCGAGCUCUUGCUCGACUUCUGAGCGCAUUUGAUGGGUUGAGGCUACCAAAUCGCGGAAAUCCUUGUAAUGACAUCAAACCAGGGGUACUCAAAGACACUAAGCAUGGAAGGCGGCCUGUAGAAGGGAGGAUCAUGGCACAUAGAUCAGGCAUGCUCUUGAGAUUUGGAGCAAUUGCGAGGCAGGCCGAUACCGUGUUGGAUACCUAUCUAUGGUACAAGCACAGUCGUUCGAGAACGUGACAUCACUCGUCGAAGUUCAACACGCACCAUGGGAACGACUGAUCGGACAACACGCCCCGGAACGAACUCAAGUCGACGAUGAACACUGGGCAAGAAGUGGCAGGACUGGCUGAUACCAGCCUACAUUUAACGGCAUUAGCGGUCUAUAUUAGCAGUACGUACUCUCACCGUCGAGUUCAGGCUGG
Paraphaeosphaeria sporulosa is the source of this 1076-nucleotide messenger RNA. RefSeq lists its product as uncharacterized. NCBI's taxonomy places the organism in Eukaryota, Fungi, Ascomycota, Dothideomycetes, Pleosporales, Didymosphaeriaceae. Gene Ontology annotation, molecular function: protein heterodimerization activity. Gene Ontology annotation, cellular component: FANCM-MHF complex; Fanconi anaemia nuclear complex. The record is from RefSeq and is a predicted model, not a curated record. Bases 122 to 673 code for a protein of 183 amino acids. Gene Ontology annotation, biological process: replication fork processing; kinetochore assembly; DNA repair. The transcript has a single exon.